UUCUCGGCUGUUGGAACGUCAAUUCCGUUGUUACAUCGGAUACUGUUACGACGGAAAUGAAUUGUUGGCUUACCGCUACUCUUGUAUGCUUUUCUUGCUGCAUUUGGCAUUGCGCCUUAAGCUGCUACAAUAACCAGAGACUGACCAUAUGCACUCGGAAGCGUCGAGUGUACCAAGAAUUAUGCCCUGGAGUGCCCGUGUGGAAGUGUAGCUAUGGAACACUAAGAUGUGGCUGCGUGAAGCGCACAUCACGAAGGGCGGAUGGCAAGUGCGUGAAACCGGAACAAUGCAGUGCAAUCACAGCAUCGACGACUCAACUUCCUGAAGCUCCUGGUAAUGAAAAGCCGACGUUGGAUUCAGCCGACGUGGAACAGCAAAACACAAACGCGGAUAUUAUACAGAGCGUCGGAUCACACGCGUGUCCAGCUGACCCUAGCCAAUGCGAAAAGAUAUGCAAAGUACAUGGAUUUCAAUUUGGACGGUGUGAUGCAUACGUGCAGUACAACUGCUAUUGCACAGGAUACACCACUCCACCACCUCCGCGAAACGAAAAAUAUAAUAAAGAGGAGAGAUUGUUGUACUGGCCAUACGGACAGGUAACAAACACAGGAGAGCUCGUUAGACAGUUGAAAGACUCAUACGGCUGUCCGAAUAAAAAUGACGACUGUCUAUAUGAAUGCAUGCAGCUGGGAUUCAAUGGAUCAUUCUGUGGGCACCGUCAACCGCACAACUGUUUCUGUAGAGCACAUGUUUUAUCAGAUAUCUGGAAUGCCAAGGAAGGAAACCUUUACCCCAAUCAAAGCACGAGUGUACUUAUGGUUUCUCCUGUUCUAUGCCCCGUAAAGGUGGCCUGA
This is a messenger RNA of Dermacentor silvarum, 854 nucleotides long. RefSeq lists its product as uncharacterized. The record is from RefSeq and is a predicted model, not a curated record. Lineage: Eukaryota; Metazoa; Arthropoda; Arachnida; Ixodida; Ixodidae. Bases 57 to 854 code for a protein of 265 amino acids. The transcript is spliced from 10 exons.